AUGUUACAGAGGUUGGCUCGCCCGCCGCCGGCUGUAGGGCUGACAGCUGUCAUUACCCGGGCGGCAGCCAGUGGCCGGACCGCAGCCAUGCCGAGAAAAGAGAGCAAGGAGGUGAAUACCCCGAGAACAAAGCACUUCGCCUGGGGGCUUAUUCACUAAGCUGCGAGCUGCCUCGGCGAUAGCAAGCUGUGGGACGGUACAGCGGAUAUAGCCUUAACAUAGCUUGGAGACAACUUUACCUCCAUGUUUGGGACUCCCCAGUCAGUUCCCUUACAGAAAGCAUAAUAAUAUAACUGGUGAACCCCCUCCCCUGACAGUGAGUUAAUUAGCCAGCUAGUAUGGGAACAUGGAUCACUAUCACCAAACACAACAACACUAAGAUGUCUGAUGGCUAAUAAAGUAUUAAGGGUUAAAGCAACAUUCCAAGUACCAUAACCACUUUGACAUGGGAGGGUACCUGGACACACCUGGUGCCAGUGACCACUGUAGGGUAUUGGUGAAAUAUGUUUAAACAAAUAUUAUAAAUAUAUAUCCAUUUCUUAAUCUGUAUAAGUUACAAUACUAAUUUUUUUUUAUUAAACCCUUUAAGUGUAUUUAAACUUACCUGUAACUCAUUGCAAAAACAGACUCUUCAUUGCACUCCUAUACCCCUGCCAGGCAGUUUUUACAAUAAUCUGGCUGGCCUAACCCAAUACGUCUCACAGGGUUAUACACUAAAGUGAAAUUUUGUCCAGAAUUCAAAGUGAAUUCUAAAUUUAUGGCCAAAAUGGCUGAAUUUUAAAAAUUCUCCCAAAUUAGCUAUGCUUCCAGCUUGGCUAUUUUGCCGUAAAAUUUGAAAUCUUCUUUGAAUUCCUAACAGUUCUCCCUUUAGGGAAUCACCCAUGCAUGCUCACACCAGAAGUAAAAUAGUUAAUUUUCGAAUGUAUUUGAGUAUAAAGAGGACCCUAUCUGCUGUCUGACACCCACCAGAGACGUGUUAAUUGCAAUAUGUAGGAGCACUGCAACCACCAUAACAACAAAAUGAAACAUCCUUGUUAUAGUGUCUAAAACAGAGGGUUUGGCCUUUGUUCCUGGGAUUCUCGCCUAGCUGUUUGGCAGCACGAUAUAAAGAUGAUGUUGUUAGUACUAGGAAACAGGACCCUUUUUAAAAAAAGAAAAAAUAUUUUAAAAUUUUUUAUUUGAUUUAUUUUAAGAGUUGUGUUUCCAAAUAUAUUGGGCAUGCUUGCUUAGAUUGAUAUGCUUAUUUACUUUGAAGGGAAAAGGACAUAAGAAAGGUUCCACACAACCUUCUACACUCGCACCAGCGGAUCCAGUUGGAAGAGACAAGAAUGGGGCGGUUACCAUUGCUAUUCAUGCCAAGCCUGGCUCUAAACAAAAUGCGAUAACAGGUAUCCUGUUGCAAAAAAUCUGUCUGUCUAUCCUUAGAUUGUGUGUCUGUCUCCAAAUUCCAACUGUGCUGGGAGAGUAAUGAUCUAACUCCAAACAUUCAGCCAGCAGCAGGGGUAGAAUGGACUUUAAAGGGAACCCAAAAAAAAUAUUUACAUCUUUCUGUCCUAUGUUUUCAUUUGGCUGUUUUACCAACUUUAGGUAAUCACAGGUGCGUGUUAUAGGGCCAAACAUGACAUACAUUGGUGCUGUGGAAGGCUCAUGCAAUGUAUGAUUAUAUUUUGCAAAGAUAAAUUAUUUUAUGAACUGUAAAGGCUGGUUUGGAAUGCAGUUAGCUGUAUUUUACAUAAAUUAUCAACUGGCCCCAAUAGGUGCCUUACGAUGUAUGAAUGAUGCUUGUCUGUUAAAUGUGAAUUUCUCAGCCAGUAGCAAGUAUAGAUUAUAGCCAAGCUUAAAAUGUGACAAUUAGGGUUACACAGAGGAAAUGAGAAGUGGAAUAGAAUUACAUGGCUCAUCAUUCCCAUCAAAUUACUGCCUUAAUAAAUUGACUAGAACUCUAGCUACGAUUAUCUGUAUUAUACCAACUUAAGGCAUCAAGCACAUCCAAAUGGAAUCUUUACAUCCCUACAUUAGUACCAGCCCACAAUAACUUACAAUUCUUACCUGAUUCUUAUCCUUCUACCCUAUAUGACCAUGUAAAGCAAAUAGUCACACCAACAACAAUACAGGCUCUCAAAUUAUUACUAAAGUCUCCUUUCAAGGAAAGGAACAUUAAUGUUUUAGUACAGCCUAUACUAUGCUAGACUGGCUUAUUUAAUAUUCAGCUGGGACCCACAGCAGCCACCUGCUCUACAGCCACCAGGGUCUCAGAUAUUUUGCUAGAGAUUCAUACAGCACCUUCCUACACUACAUUGAAAGGUGUGUGGGGACAGGGUGUUGGUUAAUUCUGGGGAGGAAGGCACCUGGGCAUUGUAUAAAGGAAAGAGCAACUGGGGCAUAGUUAUGCCUCUCUCUUCUUCAUUAAUGUUACCUACACUCCACAGCAGUGGAUACGGAUGGUCCAAAAAGCUCCAUCUGGGUUGGUAGGUAACUUUCUGGACCCUCGUUUGCAAUGUAUGGGUAAGAGCAAUGCAAGGAGGGAGUAGUCCGAACUUCCUUACUCUAUCUGUACCUUACAACCUGGUUGAAUGAAACAGGUCAGAAGAGUCCCUUGCCCUCCCUCCCAAUACACGUAUCUCUUCUCUUCGAUUGUUAUUUUAUUGACAAUGGAAGAUUAAACCAAAUAUCUAAUAGUGGAAUUUUUUUCUUAAAAAAAAGUGGAUGAAACUGAUGACCCACAACUUUAUUCAUUUGACUCUGAUAUUUUUGCCUGGCCUGGUGUUUACCAUCCUGGGUGCAUCUAAGCUAAAUUGAAUUAACCGAGGGUCAAGGUCCAAUAUUAAGUCAUAGUGUAUGUUAGUGUCUCUCACUUGAUAUUAGUCUAAGCUUUGAGUGAUAAAUCCACUUCUAUACAAUGUCUAGAUAUUUUUGUGAAGUUCGACAUUUCCAUAAAGCUGUAAAUUUGGAACAAUUCUUUGUAAAAUACCAUUGUUUUUUGUGUUCUUUAAUAUGUAUCUGGUGUUUUUGUUUAGAUGUAACGCCUGAAGCUGUAGGUGUUGCCAUUGCUGCUCCUCCAACAGAAGGUGAGGCAAAUGCAGAGUUGUGUCGCUAUCUUUCAAAGGUUCUUGAAGUAAAGAAAAGUGAAGUUGUUCUUGAUAAGGUAUGUACUGUUCAUAUCCAGAAUAUUAUGCAUGGAUAUUUCAAAGAAAAUCCACAACCCGUAUUCGCUCUAGUAGGAAGUGUACUGAAAUAUACUUAUUCAAUUGUAUGUACUAUAUCAUUUUCUUCUUCACGUAUGGAAUUAGUUCACCCAUGCAGUUUUUUUGUGGCUGUACUGUUUAUACACUCAGACACUAUCUACCAGAUUGUGGUUGUUAUAGAAAUAGGUAUACCUAUACUCUCUGCUGAUAAUGGAAUAAUUACUAAACUAUACACAGUAUGAUAAUCCUCCACCUGUAUAUAAAUACCUCGUUUUCUUUUUCAUCAUAUUUAUGAAAUUCACAGUUAAUGUUUAACAAUUCCCUUAAAAUGUAUAGUUUUCUUCAUAACUUUGUAGUACUUAUUAAUAAAUAUAUUUAUUUUUUCCAUUGCUUAACAGGGAGGAAAAUCUCGAGAGAAAAUAGUGAAAAUUUCAGCUGCAAUUACCCCAGAAGAUGUUUUGGAAAAGUUAAAGAAGGAAGCAUCUGGAAGCUGA
Messenger RNA from Pelobates cultripes (western spadefoot toad), 3679 nucleotides. The record is from the annotation of a GenBank genome assembly. Lineage: Eukaryota; Metazoa; Chordata; Amphibia; Anura; Pelobatidae.